CACGUCACUGACGAAGAGGCGGGGCGACAAUGUUUACUUAUUAUUUACAUUCAAACACGAUAGUACAUCAGUACAUUCCACUCCUUACGGACGGUAGAAAUAAUUAUUCGAACUUCGAUGUGCAUUUAAAGUGAAAACUAUGGCUGCAUAAUAGGAUUGAGAGUGCAAGUGGUGAAGUAUUCCCUGCUGACAGUUUGCUUUGUUGAACAACUGUCAACAGCUGAUGCGAGUAUGAAAUAAAAUGAAAUUUAGGUCUUCUCAGAUUAACCAGGAGCAAGUGAGGCUGCUUCUAUUCAAAGAGUGUGAUUUGCGUGGUAGGAAGCUCCUAUUUGACUCAUCGAGUAUUGACAAAGUUCCAGCAGGCAAAAAUGACAAGCCCAACAUUAGACAGACCAAUGAUGCCCCAUAUAUUGUGGAGGUGUCAGAGGGAUUUACAUAUAUGUACAAGGGUCCAUCGGCUGACGCCAGCGUUCUCGGUGAGAUGAUAUUCGGCGCUGUGGCUAUGAACUGCAAGAGUGUCUCAUUGAAGAUCCACAUCAUGGAAGAGCCUAGAAGGUUGAUGUGUACUAAGGUGUUCUGUGUACCAACUUCCCGCCGAAUCAGCCGAACAGACCGAAGAACUGAAUGCAGUACUGCUAAAUUGCGAAACAGUUCAACGCCAUUAAAUGUACCGCUGCUGAAAGAAGAAGGCGUGUCUUUGAGUUUCUCCCUGGAUAGGGGUGAUUCAGGUUUUUAUGGAGAUCUCACCCCUCACAGCAGCGUCGGAUCCACCUACGACUACGUAUCUAUGUUUGAUAUAUGGGAUGGAAGUAAAGCGCAAGAGGAAUUCUUCACUUUCUCUUCACCAUCUGGACGCAAAAUAAGUACAUCAAGUAACGGCAGCUGGCAAAGACGCACCUUCCAGAACCUGGCGACGAGGUUCAACCUUGGUCAGGAGAGCACCAACUAUCUGAAUUUGCCUACUGCCACCAGCAAUGUGACUAGCAGCGAUUCGCAGAUGUAUAGCAGUAGUUCUGCGAGUGGCACGAGUGAUAGUCUAAUUAGCACCGGUUCAUCCACGGCGCAGAGGAAGAACAAGUUGGGACUAGCUCUCCUGUUCACUGUUGCGGAUGCUACGGAGAUGGAUCUAGUCCGUAGAUGCGCUGAGCAUUCGCCACAGUUGCAAGCUUUAGUAUGUAGACUACGGCUGGCAACAUUGACCGCAGUAUCGGGUGGAGGAUUCGUAUCGACGCUGCAUCGUGCCUCUAUUGACGCUGCCAGGUGGUUAUCAGAUCUAAUGCAUGGGCCGCGACUACAGCCAGUUUGGUUGAGUUUAGUGACGAGUGACCGGCGCACUGCCAAUAAGACAGCUGAUACUCUAUUAUCUGAUCUCUGUUCAGUUUUAUCUGUGGCCGACACUAAACAUACUAAUUUUUUCAUCAGCACAUUAUUAACCCAUGUCCUGACGUACCAUCUCGGCUGGGUUACCACCGUUAGUCCAUAUGACACAGCUGACUUGCAAACUCAAUCGUCAUGGGCAACUGAACCCAGGAGAGCGUACAACGCGCUAUGGGCCCAACUAAGUGAUCUCUGCGGCAACAUAGGCUUCCCGCCACGGUCAGCCAGAACCAUCAUAAGUGGCACCAACAACCCUCAAUUCGUAAACAGGCUGUUAAUAGUGUUAACUUAUUUCGUCCGCUGUGGUGAUGUUAAAAGAAGCGAAUACCAUUUUGAUGGUUGUGUGGUUGAUAAAUAUAAAGUUGUUAGUGUGAACGCGGAACAUUCAGACGCUACCAGUACUGCCAGUAAAGUGAAUGAUCUAGUGGACUCCGCGUCUAAAGACAGUCUGAAAGUGCCGAUAGUUAAUACUCAGAAUAGUGAUAGUAGUGUCAGUACGCUCGUGGCUAGUCAGACCAGUAUGAAACGGUCAUCCACUUUAGCCAAUAUCGGUCAAAAGCUCUCUAAUAAUUUAGACUUUACUGUGGAAGAUUGUAGUUCAACAAGUGUGAAAUCUACAGGCUGCGUGCUAAGAAGGAAUCCCACCAUGAUGCUUUCUCUGAGGGCGUCCUCGGACUCUAGUCUAAAUUCUUCUAAUCCAGAGGAGCCUGAAGUCGAUGAGAAAGUUGUUUUUGUAUUGGGUGAAGAUGAACAGCUGGUUGGACUAAAGAAUAAAUCGAAUGGAGGGAAGAGUGUUAAGAAGUCAUCCAAAGUACACAAUGAACCCAUCAACUUGGAGGUCGACGAGAAGGAAGAAGUCUAUGCCAAAGAUAGUCCUAAUUAUGAAAAGAAUAGAGAGAGCCCUUCGAAAUGCUGCGGGCAAACGCUUCAACAUUCCAAACCAAUUAAACAUUCCGGUUUUAAAUUCGAGUUCGAUAAGUACCCUCAGAUAGUCACUAAUUAUAUGAAGAGUAAAAAUUUAGAGAUAUUAGAUAGACACUAUAUCGGUAAACCGGGGAAUUUGAAGUUGGACAAUUUCCAGUUUGACCCAACUGUUGUGCCUCCGAUUCAAGAGGAGAGAUGCGAGACUUGUUACAAAUGUCAGUUAAUGGAAUCGAUGCUGCAAACGCCGACGAACGCUUCUGAAAUGGAGUACAUGAAUGAUAUCCCGCGACAGUCAGAGCCACAAUAUGCCAAAGAAACUGUUGAAAACAAAGUUGAUCGGACAGAGGAGCCACCAGUGAAUUUUGUUAGGAGGCGGAUAGAAAACACAUUAAUAGUGAAUCCUGUAGAUACGAGAAUGUUACGUGCGGAAGAAAAGAGAGAAGUGAAGAAGCCAGUGACAGUAAAGGAAAAGGAUAACGCACCUGAAGUAAAGCAGGUUAUAGAGUUUCCAUUGCCGUCACUGCGCUUACGAUCGGUGCCGGAUCAUUCGAGGUCCGGGUUCGAUGCUUCCCUGCUCGGUGGAAUUACAGACCAUUAUGUACCUGAUUUAAUAAUACAAGGAACAAUCGCAAAGUCGAACAUUUGGGAGACAGAUUUAAGGCGAGAUUUGGACCUGACCUCGUACCUGAACAAAAUCAAAGAGUCACCGCUUCAAACCAUCGCCAUUAUAGGAGAUACUAAUAAAUGGGAGGUUCGUAUUGUUGGGCGGGAGCACCGCGCGGGGGGUGGAGGGUAUGAAGGCGCGGGGGGCAUGUCGUCACUAGUGGGUGCCAUGUUGGAUGCACUACCCGCCAUGCAUCGUGCUAGGGUUCCAGCACACCAGUGUAUAACAUUUUUGGAAGGGAAGCUACGAGAGUUCUGCGUUCUAUCAAAAACUCUAGCCGAUAUGCUGAUGUCAACUGACUUCUGUGACAUUGCCACGCUCACCAAAUCCCUGAAUAUCGACGUAAAUGACGUUCCCCUAUUACUAGCUGUAGCCACCACUCACACGCCACAAGUAGCUGCUAAAUACGGAAUCAGUUAUAGAUAAUCAUAUAUUAAUUAAUUGAGUAAAAUAAUUAUAUUUAUAUUAUAAAAUAGGUUCAAAUAUACUAAAGGCAAGCUAUUCUGCAUUUUAGUAGUUCACUAUUUAAUUUGACGCACGUUAUGUUACGUACGGUACGUUAAAAUGCGUCUCUCGUUGAGGUAACUAGAUAGAAUUUUAUCGUUAUAAGUUCUGUUUAAAAAAAUUAUUUACACAUUACAAUGUUGUGAUGCAAAGUCGUAUCAACGAGCAUAAUAAGAAAUUUCUUUCCAAAAAUAAAAGAAAAUAAAAAGAAGACGAAAAGAUUGACUAAUGUGUAGUCACUUUCAUCACAUUGCAACG
Molecule: messenger RNA, 3727 nt
Organism: Achroia grisella
Lineage: Eukaryota; Metazoa; Arthropoda; Insecta; Lepidoptera; Pyralidae
Product: folliculin-interacting protein 2
Exons: 13
Coding region: 242-3391 (1049 amino acids)
Cellular component (GO): cytoplasm
Molecular function (GO): ATPase inhibitor activity; protein-folding chaperone binding
Source: RefSeq, a predicted model, not a curated record